Molecule: messenger RNA, 1611 nt
Organism: Lachancea fermentati
Lineage: Eukaryota; Fungi; Ascomycota; Saccharomycetes; Saccharomycetales; Saccharomycetaceae
Source: the annotation of a GenBank genome assembly
AUGUCGUCCAAUUCAGAGUCCGUCGUGCAUAAGGCAGUUGUCAAGGCUGUUGAACUUUUCAACAUUGCAGCUGCCUGGUUUUUGAGCCUGCCAUUGGCACAACAAAUCUCUCUAGUGAUAGCUGCACCAUUCGUGUAUAGCAUGGUGUGGCAACUAAUGUACUCGAUGCGCAAGGACCGUGUGCCACUUGUUCCAUACUUUAUCCCAUGGGUCGGCAAUGCCGUCACCUAUGGUAUGAGACCAUACGAAUUUUUUGGCGAAUGCCAAAAGAAGUAUGGUGAUGUCUUUUCCUUCAUGCUAUUGGGCCGUGUUAUGACCGUGUAUUUGGGACCAAAGGGUCACGAAUUCGUGCUCAACGCCAAGUUGGCCGAUGUGUCAGCUGAAGCCGCUUACACCCACUUGACCACCCCAGUGUUCGGUAAGGGUGUGAUUUAUGACUGUCCUAACUCCCGUUUGAUGGAGCAAAAGAAAUUCACCAAGGGAGCUCUAUCUACUGAAUCUUUCCGUACUUACGUUCCAAAGAUUGCUGAUGAAAUCUACAAGUACUUCCGUUCUUCCAAGAAUUUUUCAAUGAACACCAAGAGUUCUGGUACCAUCAAUGUGAUGGAAACUCAACCAGAAAUGACCAUUUUCACUGCUUCCCGCUCUUUGUUGGGUGAGGAAGUCCGUAGCAUGCUUGAUACCGAUUUUGCCUAUUUGUAUUCCGAUCUAGACAAGGGCUUCAAGCCUAUCAACUUUGUCUUCUCUAACUUACCUCUUGAGCAUUACCGCAAGCGUGACCAUGCCCAACAAGUAAUUUCCAGCACUUACAUGAAAUUGAUUCGCAAGAGAAGAGAAAACAACGAUAUUCAAGACAGAGACUUGGUUGACUCAUUGAUGAAGAACUCUACUUACAAAGAUGGAACGAAGAUGACCGACCAAGAGAUUGCCAACCUAUUGAUUGGUGUUCUAAUGGGUGGUCAACACACUUCCGCUGCUACCUCCGCUUGGCUAUUGCUGCAUUUGGGUGACAGACCAGAGGUCCAAGAGGAAUUGUACGAAGAGCAAAUGCGUGUAUUGGAUAACGGAAAGAAGGAACUAACGUAUGACCUUCUACAAGAAAUGCCAUUGUUGAAUCAAACCAUCAAGGAAACUUUGAGAUUGCACCAUCCAUUGCACUCUUUGUUCCGCAAAGUUAUGAGAACCAUGCCAAUUCCAAACACCCCAUAUGUCGUCCCAAAGGACCACUACGUCCUAGUGUCCCCUGGUUACUGUCAUUUACAAGAUGAAUUCUUCCCUAACGCUAAGGCUUUUGACCCUCACCGUUGGGACAACGAUGCUUCUUCCUCUUACUCUUCAAAUGAAAAGGUUGAUUACGGUUUUGGUGCUAUCUCAAAGGGUGUUUCCUCUCCAUACUUGCCAUUCGGUGGUGGUAGACACAGAUGUAUCGGUGAACAUUUUGCUUACUGUCAACUUGGUGUAAUUCUCUCUGUCUUUAUUAGAACAAUCAAGUGGAAGCUGACUCCAAAGAUGCACGGAGUUCCAGGCUCUGAUUUCCAAAGUAUGGUUACUCUACCACUAGAACCAGCUGAAGUUCAAUGGGAAAAGAGAAACCCCGAACAGCAAAUUUAA